UGCUGUUCUGCUCGUUAAUCAGCGCAGUGCUUUUACCACUCCGCGGGAAUCUCCCCUAAAGUUAUGCUAAUCCUCUCACUUCCGAUGUCAAAAUUGAUUCAUCAUGACGUUGAUCAUCGCCGUUACGGUGUUCAUAGAAAUUUAUGGUUUUGGAUAGGAUAUGAAAGGUUAUAAAAGACGGCUUUGAAAUGUCUUCAAAAAUCAAAUAAUCCCAAUCAAUCUAUCAUCUUUCUCAAAUCAUCCAAUCUAUCAUCUUUCUCAAAUCAUUCAAUCAUGCAAUUCACAACAUUUUCCGCUAUUGCUUUUGUAGCAAGUGCCAUGGCAAUGAUGACCAAUCAAGCAAAAGCAGCUCCUGCGGUACGAGACUGUGCCGAAGCAGAUACAUAUGGUAAUUUCAACGUUGAACACCCUCCAACGUUGAAAUACGGUGAUAAGAUCACUGUUACUUUCACGCGAAACUGUAGGUCGGUUGCAGAUUACUAUCCGCAAUAUUUGACUCUUGAUAUCGGAGACACACAACCAGUUCCUGAACCAUUGUAUCAGGUUAAUGGCCCAAAGAAAAUGGACUCACAUAAAGUAGGCACAUUGUUGGAGUACACUACCACAUUUCCUGAUAUUGACCUAUCAGGCUUUUAUAAAGGUGACAAUUUGACUUUUGUGGCUACCACUCAAUUUUUCACAAAAGGUCCACAUGGAGGUAAAGUCGACUCCUUGAGAACCUUCCAACAAGGAUUCACUUUCAACAGAACAAGUGAAUGAGCCAAGAUCGCUUUCUUGUCGUUCUGAUUCAUACUAUAUGCCCCUUUAGACUCUAGAUUCUUUCAUCUCCUCAAUACAAUUUGUUUGCUCGUUUGAUCAUGCGUGUUUUAUCACCCUCUUGAACGAAAGCGCG
This is a messenger RNA of Meira miltonrushii, 892 nucleotides long. RefSeq lists its product as uncharacterized. The coding region runs from base 274 to 759 and encodes 161 amino acids. The record is from RefSeq and is a predicted model, not a curated record. Lineage: Eukaryota; Fungi; Basidiomycota; Exobasidiomycetes; Exobasidiales; Brachybasidiaceae. The transcript has a single exon.